UUGACAACUGAACUGUUGGGGCAAGCAUUAAUCCAGAGUCCAGGGUAUGGUUAAUCUGUGCAAUAAGCUUCACUAAUUCGUGUUUUUGGAGGUUUAGCUUAGGUAAUAAAAGGGUUUGUUCUGAUUAUCAUGUUAACCCUAGUAAAGAAUGUGAAAUAUAUUUUUUAUGAAAAAAAUUAGUUAAAUAACCGUCCAAAAAGAAAAAGGAAAACGAGCUUUUGUUAGUGUUUAUCAUUUUGUGGAAGGCUGGACCAAUUACGGAAGCAUAUAUAUUGAGAAAAUCUACAGAAAUAAAGUCAACAUCAGCUUUUUGGGUACCAUAAUUAUCCGAUGUACUUUUAGAUUAUAAAAGUAGCUGAGCAUGCACCGUCUUGCUACUAAAGCCGUCAAGGAGAAGAGAUUGCCUUCCCCAGCAAAACACAAACCAGAAAACAAGAAGACAAGCAAUGGCAGGUCUCAUGAAAGCUUUAGUUGCAAUACUUGUUUUAUGUCUUGCUACCAGAGGAUUAUGUGAUUGCUCUUUGAACAACAUCAACAUUGGCACAGUUCGAAGUGGGAGAGAAGUAAGUGGUAAGCCAGAAUGGAAUGUGACAGUGACAAACAACUGCAGAUGUGCUCAAAGCCAGAUAAAGCUGUCUUGCAUGGGGUUUCAAACAGUGGAAAGUGUUGAUCCAUCAAUCUUUGUGAAGAAUGGUGAUACUUGUCUACUUAUCAAUGGCAAUUCCUUGGAGGCAUCAGCUUCUGUCCAUUUCUCCUAUGCCUGGGAUCCUCCUUUUCUCUUGUUGCCUGUUGGAUCUGUUAUCCAUGGCUGUUAAAAUAAGAGCGUCUUGCAUUUGCACACAUAUAAAGGUUAUAUGCAAAAGGGAUUUCAAUGCGGUUUAUAUAUUGAUGCUCCUGGUUAGGGUAAUUGAUGUUGAUGUUGCUCUUGUUCUGUAUGACUUGUCAUCUGCUACCUUCUAAAAUCGGGUAAAUUACUUCAA
Messenger RNA from Populus trichocarpa (black cottonwood), 980 nucleotides. RefSeq lists its product as uncharacterized. Bases 447 to 815 code for a protein of 122 amino acids. The transcript has 2 exons. The record is from RefSeq and is a predicted model, not a curated record. NCBI's taxonomy places the organism in Eukaryota, Viridiplantae, Streptophyta, Magnoliopsida, Malpighiales, Salicaceae. Gene Ontology annotation, biological process: cell fate determination.